Messenger RNA from Racocetra fulgida, 356 nucleotides. Lineage: Eukaryota; Fungi; Glomeromycota; Glomeromycetes; Diversisporales; Gigasporaceae. The record is from the annotation of a GenBank genome assembly.
AAAUUGAAAAAUUACCAAAAGGCGAAGUCUUAAGCCAAGAUAUCUUGAGUAUAUUCAUAUGUGCUAAUACGGAGCGAGAUCCACACUUUAGUAAAACAAAUGGUAAAACAAAUGGUGAACACUCAAGACCUAUGUCAGAUAGGGAUAUUUCGCAACUUAUGAUUGAAAUGCUAAUGGCAGGUAUUGAACCGGUAGUGUAUGAAGAAAUCGAUCGAAUCUUUGAUGAUGAUAAAACACGUCCCAUAACCUAUAGUGAUAUUGAAAAGAUGGUUUACACUGAAGCUUGUAUUAAAGAAACUCUACGAAUAAUGUCAGUAGUUCCUUUUCUUUAUAAGCGUGCACUUAAAGAUGAUACG